CAACUUCGGUCAGCUCGGUCUAUGUGCAUACUAGCGGUCGUCAACGUGUGUGAACGGACAACUGUCGGUGGAUUGUGUACGAGGCGGCCAGCUAGCAGCAACAGGGUGGGCGUCCCUGUCGAGGAAAAUUCUGUUGGAACGGAUUUUCUCGCGUGAAAAUUUUCCGCCGUACUACUCAGUGUGAGUUGGACGAUGGAACGCGUAACUUUGAUCCUGUGACUAUAGAACCUAGAGUGUUUUGUCGGUUUCAUUUUUCCUAGACCGGUAUUCGUCCUUUUAUGGACAUGCUCGAGUAGAAUAGAAUUAACAAGGCUCAGUGCAGCAGAAAGAAAGGAAAGAAAAAAUAUCAGUGAUCAAGAAACGUGCGCAAGCCGAUUUCGAGCAGAAAAAGAAAAAGCAUUUGAUUCGUGCCGGGAAAAGUGAAAAUACGCCUUCGAAAUCGUGAGUGUAAGAGGUGCGUGAUCAAAAGGGCACAGUGCUGUGUGUCCCUAUAAAUACGACUGAUUUAUGAAAGUUGUGAAUGUUUUCGAAGUGAAAAAGAAUCUAUGAAAAAUCGUAGACCAGCUGAAAAGCUCAGUUACAUUGGAUGGUGCUUGAACGAACGGAUUUUCGCAGUCCUCUGAACGUGCUAUAAUUGGCAGUUUUCCUAAUCCGAGCAGCGAAAAAUAAUUGCGCUCCGAGAAGCGAUUAUAGCAGCUGUGCUAACUCAGGAAGUGGUGGACGCAGGAUUGAAAGUCUCGCCGCAAAAUGGACAAAUCUUCAAGCUAUGGCGGUCCACCACAGUCCACAAUCGGCAGUUCAGCACGACGGAUACAGGCACAACUGCCAGCAGAACCGCCGGCUUGCGUGCAAAAUGCCAUGAUGCGACGUGAUAAGCAACCAUUCACAUAUACCCCUGGUGGCAUUGACCUGUCCCAGAUCAAAUCGCCCCGUAUGGCCAAACGGAUAUCACGGAACGCACAGUCGGAAGGUGUGAGUAAUCAGCCAAAAGUCUCCCCACUAGCACAGAAUAAUAACACUAGCAAUAGUAGUAGUAGUCAACCAGCAGUGUCUCCUGCGGCGACUUUGGGAGCUGCCGCAAUGGGUAUGCCCUUCCAGGUAUUUCCCACGGGGCCUCCAGCUCCUCCCCCUCCACCUCCUCCAAGUGUAGCAAGGAAGCCAACACAGGGACAAACCAACGGUAACAGUGCACCUGCUCCACCUCCUCCUCCCCCACCACCAGUUCUUUCAGUUGAGAAAAAGACUCCAGUACCACAAUCUUUCGAACCACCUCCGAUGGGAUGUAGGCCAGAGAUCAAAAUCCCACCAAAUCCAAUGGCCAAUCUUCGAAAAGCGCCUCGUCCUCAACCAAAGAACGAUUUUUGGAUAGAGGAAUAUCGAAACGAGAAACGCAAUGAUCUGCCAAACCCUGUUCAGCAGAUGCCUGUGUAUAGUACGCGAGAAGCAGACGAAGAAGUCGCUAAGAAUACGCAUAAUCGCACAGACCAACUUACCGUUAGGAACGAUUCGCCCAAUCGCUCACCAAGCCCAUCCAAUCUAACUAAAUCGCUCGAAAACGGUUCACAGGUGUCGACAAUGAAGACACCUCCAGUCUAUAGUCAAAGUCCAGUUCCACCCAACCUCCCACCACCUAUCACACCAACUAAAUUAUCACAACCAUCAUCAACCCUGUCCAUCGACUCCACAUCGAAACAGACCAAGGAACAGUCUCCUAAGCCCCGACAAAAAUCACCACCAUUAUCUACUCCACCAUCUCCGCCCACCAACGGAACAUCCGUUAGCACGCAAAACACUGCACCAACCACAAUCACCAACUCCACAACGGUUAAACCUCCCACAGCUCAAAAGCCAGCCCCUCAAGCAUUAGGUUCUCUAUACAUACCACCACCUCACGAAGCGUUUGCCAAUAGCAAGCAGAGUCUACUCACUCAAACAAGCCCACCAUGGAUGUCAUCACGUCAAAACAGUGUUAAAGAACAGCCCGAAUGGGUUCAUAAAGAGGACCCCGAUUACUUGGGAUCCAAAGUAUCAUCAGCGUCCAAGUCAAACAGUAACGAAUUCGCGGUUAAAUCUUCAGAAUCUAUCACUGCAGCUCCACCAAGUCCGCCGAAACCUGCUCCAGUACCAAAACCGCAGCAAUCCCCUCAACCCACUACAUCAGUUAGCAGACCACAGACUAUCGAGUUGCCCUCUCCAGCAAUCUCACAAACACAUUACAUACAGCUGCAAAAUCCCAAGGUCACACCCCAGCCAAUCGUACAGCAGGCUCCUGUAGGCACAAUGCCAACACUUCGGAGCUAUCAACAAACACCGGUAUAUGUGCAGAACCAAGAGUACUCCCCGCAGCCGGCAACAACUCAAAAGGAACGCAUCAUACCCAUACAAAUGGAACAGUCGCCUAUUAAAACGCCGGCAUCAGCACCAAGUUUUGCACCUCCACCGUACUACAGUCCUGGACCGCAAUACAAUACCGUUCAGUCGCCACUUACAGUUGGUUAUCCAGGUCCUCAUAGUGGCUUUACAACACCAACCGCGAUGUACAGCAACCCAAAUCACUUCGUCAAUCAGGGCUAUAACAACAUCAACUACCCGCCUGCAUCACCUCAGCAUCCCAUGUAUCAACAGCAUCACCAGCACUAUCAACAGCAACCGCCACCAAUGCAGCAACAGCAACAACAUCAGCAAAUGAUGCACCAACAACGAAUGCAGCAACAGACGCCUACGCAACAACCCGGAGGUGUUCGGAUCAUACCAAUCAAAGUCGACAACGACAACGAGACUACGGCUACCACUGUGCGUGGACCUCUAUCUCAAACGCCAGCAAUCAUUCAAAGCGGUGACCAUAGAUAUAUCAUUCACGAUAUCCCGCUAGAAGCUAAGCUUCGUUUCCUUAAAAAUAGACUCAGUGAUCCGCGAAGCCACAAUAAUCCACAGGCCUGGAAUGGCAACAGUGCGCCAAAUCAGUCCCGUUCCUUCAGGGUACUACAGCAGAUUACAGACACCAUGGAAGAUGCCGAAUCUGGGUCAACGCCGAAGCCAUCAAAUGAACAACAGCAGCAGCAACAACAACAUCAACAGUCAAACAGCAACGUCGAGGGUACGGAGAAUCAAAUGCGUCGGCUUCAGCUGAGCAAAGACGACAAGGCACUGAUGAAUCGAGUCAAAAAUCAAGUUGACGGGGAAGUAUAUCUCCACAACGAAGAAGAUCCCCGUUAUCGCGGUGCAGCCAUACCUUCAAAGGCGUUCAGGUAUCUGCAGAACAUGACCGACGGCGGUCAGGCUUCGAAUCCGAACAGUGCCGGUUCAUCCAACCGUUCCAAUCAAAUGUUUGUGCAAAACCGUGGCAACGCUAGUGAGUCAGAGGAUGAAACGGCACGGCAGUACGUUCCACCGAGCGAACAAAGGGUGGAGGAACCGAAGAAAUACACCGGAAGUGCUAUACCAAGCCGAUCGUUCAAAAUGCUUCAAGCAAUGACUCAAUCAGAUGCACCCGCCGAUACGAAUGCUUCUGAAAUAGAAGGUAGUCAAAAUUUACCAUGCAACGGCGAAAUCCGAUAUUCACCUUACCCUUAUCCGCUUCAACCACACUAUUGUUGUAAUCCGAAUUGGCACUACUAUGACCCAAACAAUCCUCAAUUCUAUCCUCAUGCACCUCCACCGCCACCCCAUCAUGCACCCGGAUAUUACUAUCCUCCUCCACCACCUCCGCCACACGGUCACUACGACCGGAACUCGUACUAUGCUGGCUAUAUGUCACCACAUCCCUUCUACUAUCCACAAGAACCAUGCUCACCCUGUACGCCUCCACCGUACUAUCAGGUUGGUCAACCACAGAUUGCAUACUGUGAAAAUGUCGUUCCUGAAUCACCAACGCACUCCUACGUCAUUACAACUCCACCUCCACGACUCAUAGUCACCCCAAUACAUGAAUCGGCCGACUCAGAUGUCGAAUCUACACUGAGCGACUUCAACAAUCCUUUGACUCGCUCCCAAAGCAGCUUGCAACGUCUAUCGGAACGCCUUGCCAACUUUAGCACAUCCCCGGAGAAAAUGAUUCCCAACGUUUCGGAAUCUGUGGUGCGCUGUUCACCCAGCAGUCCACUUAACGAAAGAUACCGUACCUUUGAAGAAAGUACCUCUUCGGCACCUUCCUCUCAGUCUGAAUGUUCAGACUCGGAAGAGGAAGGCCGCAAAAGUCUGGCACAAACUUCUGCAAUAACCGCCGCAAUCAAAGAGCCAAUACAAAAUGGCACAGAUGGCGACGAAGAACAUGAUAAUCAAGAAGAUGAAGAAAGUAGCGAUGAGAGUGAAGAUGAAACUACCGUUGGUUACGAGAGCAGUCCUCAGGAACAUUUGCCACAUCAGUUGAGUGUCAUUUUCGAGGAAGAGAGCGUCUAUUCAAGCUCGGCCAAUGCAAGUCGUAGGGCUAGUGUGUGCAGCAACAGUUCAACACUAAGCGACUGUUCAUCUACACUGGCCAAUGACUUGGAUGACGAUGAUAGAAAUACAAAUGAACUCAAUGGGGUGCAAUUUGACCGUGGUAAUCAUACGGACGACGACAUUGAUCGUUUAGAUGACGAAGAAUUAACUGAUGAGGGUGAUAUGGUCUCGAAAGAAACUCAUAUUGCUUCUACAACUAAGCAUGAUUCUGAGGGUGUUAUCGAAUCUGAAGAAGAAUCAGCGACCGAAGAGGAGGAUGGAGAAGAGGAGGAUGAAUCAACGGACCAAGAAGAAAUAGAAUCUACAUCAACAGCAGAUAAGACAGUUGUGGAUACAACUAAAGAUAAUGAAGAUGAUGAUUCAACCGAAAGCGAAGACGAAUAUAGCGAAGCUGAGGAAACUGAAACGGAGUCGGAUGACGAAGAAGAGGAUGAUAAUGCAAUGAAUUCAGACGUUACUGUCACAAUUACCAUACCUUCAAUGAGUAGCAAAUCAUUAAAUGAUUGCACUAUAGAUAACAAUUCUGUUAUUGAAAAGGAUGAUGAAUCAAAACCUACAUUUACUGUAGAUUAUGAGGAUGACUCAAACGUUUCGGUUUGUGUUUCGUUAUCAUUGAAAGCGAAGCCAGCGACUAGUGAGGAACCUAAUAAAGAAUAUGAAAACCACAAUGAUGUUAAUACACAAGAUGAGACAGAAAAUGAAAAAGAGGAAGACGACGAAGAAAUUGAUUUUUGGAGCCAAAUAGGCGAAGAAGAUGAAAUGAGUAGACCGAGCCGAUCGUAUUCCAGAGACUUCUGGAGUAGCCGUGAAGCUAGUGUUGAUCGAGAUGGUGAGUGGAACCAAGAGAAUGAUGAAGAUACUAACGAUGAUGGAGACACUGAUUUUUGGAGCAGUGAAAAUGGUCCCACUGAAGCAAUAGAUUUGUGGAAAAAAGAUCCAAUUGUUGAAACAUUUUUGGAUCGACAAAAGAACGAAAAUACAACAGAUUCGAUAGAUUUUUGGCAAAGCGAAAACGAAAGAAUGUUCAACAGUUUUUAUAGCAAGCGAAAUCAGGAUCGUGAUGCUGAGAAAGACUGUGCACUUAUGGAUGAAAAUAAUAAUUCUAGUACCUGGGAAAAAAUAGAAAAACUGCCGGAUGCGGAACUCAAUGCUAUUGAAGACAAAAACGACGAUAAAGUCGUGGCAGAAAAAUCAGCUACAUCAAAGGACUCUGAAGAAGAAGUGACUGAAACUGAAAGCUCUGAAGAGGAGAGCGAAGAUGACAGUGAAGAAUAUGAAACAACAAACACAUCGAAGGAGGAAUCGGACGUUGAAGAAAACGGAAUACAGAAUGGAGAUAACAGCAACCCAACCGUCACAGAAGCGAAACUUCCUGAAAUUGUGUUGAAGAAAGCCCCUGUAGCAGAAAAAACCGAUCAUAAAUGUAAUGGGAUUUUGAGCGCGAUCAAUACAAUUACGAAAGAAGAUGAUAAAAAGCUCUCCGUGCGAGAUAGGAUAUCCAUAUUUGAAAAUCAAACUAAUACACCUUCAUUAGAAGUACCAUUGCGACAGAAAUCAUCUGAAUCAAGUAUUCGAUCGAGACCAUCUUCAAUGAUCAAAACGUCUGCUGAGGAAUCAGAGAUGGAAGACGAUUCUGGUAUGACAUCAGACGUAAGCAAACCUAUUUCAGAAGUGGAAACAGACUCCGAAUGUUUCCCAGAAAUGCGCAAAAUGACCCGUUACCAACGAGCAGCAACACAUUCCAGAUUGUUCAAACUUUUGCAGGACGAAAGUAAUAACGGUGAUAGUGACGACGAGGAGGCUGAGAGGUUAGCAUCGAUUGAUUAUACGGAGAUACAAGCCGCAAGUGACGAGCGAAAUGAAGACCACCCUCGCCAUUCAAGUUUCAGUAAAUAUAAUGGGUCUUCAUUCGAUGAUAGUUCCAGUACAUCAAACACUGCCAGCGAUCGCCGAGAUCGCCUAUCACUGCCUAUCAGACAUCAAUCAUCAUCGGGUAUUGAAAGUAUGUCUUCAUCAACUUCAUCUGCAUCUCCUGUAUCAGGAGUCACCAAUGAGAAACUUGCUGAAGAAUUGGUACAAAGUUUAUUGAUGAAGAAGAAAGGCAGACUGUUUCGGAAUUUACCAUUGGAAAAGCUCCACGCGGCUGCUAUGAAAAUAUUACAAGAAGACCUGGAAUCUAAUGGCACCUUGAGUUCCAUUGAAGACAACAUUUUAACCGUAGAUUCCACUCCGGCCUUAACACCACAAGAAUUUAAAUCAGAAUACCAAAACUCUUACGCCGAUUACUAUGACACGUGGAAUGAAUCUACCGGUAAGAGUUCACCUUUAGAAAAUGGUGGACCUGAAGCCGUGCCUUCGAAAGCUUUCCGUAAUCUGCAAGAUUCGACGACCCGUAAGUCGAACAGUUGGUCUGCACGUUGCCCUCGAGUUCUGAGCAGUAAAAGUAUAUCUCGGCUUGCAGAUGUGCGGGAAACGGAUGCCUCCGAGACCAGUGCUUAUCCCCGUUCACGUCCACUAUCACGCGCAUCCAAUCACUCACCCUAUCCCACAUUUUCCGGGCUGAUAGAGGAAUCUCCAUCCGGUUCGAGGAGUCCGUAUAAGCAGUCCAAGCACAGUAAUUUUUGAGAAUUAUAGCAGAUGUCUUUGCUAAAAUUCGUUAGCAGAUUGACAUUUGAGUCAAGACGUCGUUCGGUGAUUUGGAACACGCCAACGCGACAAAUUUUCUUGUGCUGUUAUAAAAAUUGCGUUGAAGCAUAUUGUAUUGAGCGUUUAGCGAACUGUAUAUUUAUGAGAAAAGUUUGUGAGAAACGGUAGCAGGAAGCAUUCAUAACAAAAGCAUAUCAUCAAGAUUUCAGAAAAGCAGAAAAAAAGAAUACCACUGAAAGGAAAGAUUAGCUACAUUUGCCUUGUUCUUUGUGCCGCUGUACAAAAUAGUAUUGAAACAAACAAUGUCUUAGACCCAUAACAAAGUUUACCACACAACCACAGACACUAUUUCUCGUCAUACACAUCGUAUAGUGAGUAAAGUCCUGGAGAAACUGACUUCUGAUCACAGAGCAAGGAAUCAGACAUUUGUCUACAAGCAAGCAGUCCACGGAUUCCUCACCAUAAGCGCACACCAUCAUAGGAAUUGUUGUAGCAUUUUACUAGCUUUAUGGAAAGAAAUUUAGCAUUAAACUUUCGGUUAGCUUAUUGUUAACAGAACACAAAACGAAAAAAAAAUGCAAAAAAAAACAUCUUAUAAUUCGAGUUUUGAUUUGUUUUGACCUCAAUUUUUUUUCAUCAUUAUACUAUAUAUUUUGAAUCAAUAUUUGAAUAACAUAAAUUUUGUGUGAGUGUGAGAUCUCAAAUUUUAUACAUACGUUGAAAAGUUGUGAUUUUGAUUCUGGCCUUAUUUCUGAAAUCUUGAUAAUAUUUUGCUUGACUUUUGUUAAAUGCAUCGACUAGAGUUUAAAAACAAGGUGCAACUGAAAGUAUCAAAUGAUAAAGCGAAAUGUGUCAUUGUAUUGUAAUAUAAGAAAAUAGAAUAUUGUGCUUAUUUUUGUUUGUUUUAUAUCAAUAAUACACUAUUUAUUUCCGUUGGAUGAAAAAAAAACUCUUCCGAAUUGCCAAAUCAAUGGACAAGAAACGAUCAAAACAAUCCGCUUUGCCAGAAAGGCUUAAACACAGUAAACAAAAUAUAACAAAGAAUACGCGAUCAAUUAACAUACGAAACAAUAGCUGAACUGAUCUGUAACAUAAUUGAGCUGGAAAUAAGACCUUAUCGACUACAAAUGA
Aedes aegypti (yellow fever mosquito) is the source of this 8217-nucleotide messenger RNA. RefSeq names its product proline-rich extensin-like protein EPR1. The coding region runs from base 748 to 7065 and encodes 2105 amino acids. Lineage: Eukaryota; Metazoa; Arthropoda; Insecta; Diptera; Culicidae. The record is from RefSeq and is a predicted model, not a curated record. The transcript is spliced from 14 exons.